Messenger RNA from Callithrix jacchus (white-tufted-ear marmoset), 1332 nucleotides. It is a transcript of the gene RGS2, whose product is annotated as regulator of G protein signaling 2. NCBI's taxonomy places the organism in Eukaryota, Metazoa, Chordata, Mammalia, Primates, Cebidae. The record is from RefSeq and is a predicted model, not a curated record.
CGGCGCCCGCCGGCCUCACACAGCCGCGGAGCAGCGGGAGGACGAGGAUGCAAAGUGCUAUGUUCUUGGCUGUUCAACACGACUGCAGACCCAUGGACAAGAGCCCAGGCAGCGGCCACAAGAGCGAGGAGAAGCGGGAAAAGAUGAAGCGGACCCUUUUAAAAGAUUGGAAGACCCGUUUAAGCUACUUCUUGCAAAAUUCCUCUACUCCUGGGAAGCCCAAAACCGGCAAAAAAAGCAAACAGCAAGCUUUCACCAAGCCAUCUCCUGAGGAAGCACAGCUGUGGUCAGAAGCAUUUGAUGAGCUGCUGGCCAGCAAAUAUGGUCUUGCUGCAUUCAGGGCCUUUUUAAAGUCUGAAUUCUGUGAAGAAAAUAUUGAAUUCUGGCUGGCCUGUGAAGACUUCAAAAAAACCAAAUCACCCCAAAAGUUGUCCUCAAAAGCAAGGAAAAUAUAUACUGACUUUAUAGAAAAGGAAGCUCCAAAAGAGAUAAACAUAGAUUUUCAAACCAAAACUCUGAUUGCCCAGAAUAUACAAGACGCCACAAGUGGCUGCUUUACAACCGCCCAGAAGAGGGUAUACAGCUUGAUGGAGAACAACUCUUACCCCCGUUUCUUGGAGUCGGAAUUCUACCAGGAUUUGUGUAAAAAGCCACAAAUUGCCACAGAGCCCCAUGCUACAUGAAAUGUGAAAGAGAGCCUGAAAAUGGAGGACAUUUCAUUCUUUUUCCUAAGGGGAAAGACUGACCUUGAAUUCAGCCUGAGUGUUGGGGAAACAUCACUCAGAACUAUUGAUUCAAAGUUGGGUAGUGAAUCAGGAAGCCAGUAACUGUCUAGAAGAAGCUGGUAUCAGAACAGCUUCCCUCACUGUGUGUAGAACACAAGAAGGGAAUAGGGGGUCUGAACGUGAUGCCUCACUCUGAAAGCAGGAAUGUAAGAUGAUGAAAGAGACAACGUAAUACUGUUGGUCCAAAAGCAUUUAAAAUCAAUAGAUCUGGGCUUAUGUGGCCUUAGGUAGCUGGUUGUACGCCUUUCCCUAAAUCAGUCCCUGUUACCGCAUAGUUUUAGUUUUGUGCUCAGUAAAGUGUUUACUAUGUGCAAGGGUAUUGAAGUUCUCACGACCACAGAUCAUGGGUACUGUUGUCUCAUGUUAUGCUGAAGCUGAAAUGGUCCACAUUUGCAUUGUUAGAAAUGAUAUGUGAAGUAGAAUGAGUGCUGUGGUGUUGAAAACUGCAGUGUCCGUUACGAGUGCCAAAAAUCUGUCUUGAAGGCAGCUACACUUUGAAGUGGUCUUUGAAUACUUUUAAUAAAUUUAUUUUGAUAAGUAAAUUGAA